UUUUUUUUGCAUCAAUAAUCAUAUGAAAAAUGGCCAUCUAUCAUUAUUCUAUCUGAUCAUCGAAUUGAUUCAGAUAUUUGAACAAAGUUUAUUAAAGAGAAAAUGUUCAAUGAUACGAUGCAAUUCAAGACGGAUAAUCCGGUAAAUGCAAUGGCUGUUAGCCGUGAUGGGCUACUUGCUGUUGCCGGAAGAAGUUUACUCAAAGUUUAUAAUCUUUGUGGUGAUGAAAAUGGAUCAUUAUUUGGUCAAGAGCUAUUCAAUCUUCGUAGUUCGAAUUUGAAAAAUUUAAACUUUUCAAAUAGCGAUGUUACAUGGUGUCCAUUGGAUAAUGAUAUACUUGCUACAGCUGCAACGAAUGGUGCUGUUGUUGUUUGGAAUCUACAAUGUUUAACUAAAUCAAAAAUAGGCGUUGUUUACAAUGAUCAUAAACGUACAGUGAAUAAAGUUUGUUUUCAUAGUAAUGAUCCAAAUCUAUUGCUCAGUGGUUCACAAGAUGGUUGUAUGAAAUUGUUUGAUCUUCGUAAAAAAGAAGCUGUCACUACAUUUGUUUCGAAUUCUGAAAGUGUUCGUGAUGUACAAUUUUCACCACAUUGGACAUAUCAUUUUGCAUCGGUACAGGAAACCGGUAAUGUUGAAAUAUGGGAUAUUCGUAAACAAGAUCGACCGGAAUGUAAUUUUAUUGCUCAUGAUGGUCCAGUACUUUCAUGUGAAUGGCAUCCAAAUCAAGAAAAUUAUAAAUGGCUAGCUACUGGUGGUCGUGAUAAAAUAAUUAAAGUUUGGGAUCUAAGUAAUCGUAAUCGACCACAAUUGAUUUAUAAUGUUCAUACAAUAACGCCUGUUUCGAAAUUAAAAUGGCGUCCAGAAAAAGAUUUUCAUAUUGGUAGCUGUUCAUUGGUUGUUGAUUUUAGUGUUUAUGUUUGGGAUAUAAAACGACCAUAUGUACCGUUUGCUAUUUUUGGUACGAAAAAAGAUGUUACCACCGGAUUGGCAUGGAAAAAUGAUCCAUUUGUAUUUAUAUCAUCCUGUAAAGAUGGUACUAUUUAUCAACAUCGUUUCGAAACUGAUGCAUAUUAUCCGGCCGAACAUUAUCCACCGAUCGGUAUUGAUUUUAAUCCUUUUGGUGAUAUUGCUUUUUCUACUACUGAUUUUAUUUAUCGUCAUUCACAAACAUUGUCGACAAAUUCGAAUCUUGGAUCGAAUCGUAUGAUAAAAACAUUUGUUACAAAUAAUUCCUUUAAUAAUAAUAAUAUUGUACAAUCAAAUUCAACGGCAAAUCUAAAUCAUUCAUCAUUAUCCAGUUCAUUGACACAGGAUAAUACUGAACUAUCGCACAAUAAUUCAACAAUCAUUAAUGAUGUUCGACCAACAACCCGGCAUAUUUCGAUUGGUUCACCAUCAAAUCAUGCUCAACAAUAUAUAUUGGCUAGUGGUGGUGGUGGUGGUCAACCAAAAUAUUUUCCAUCAUAUCAACAACAAACGCAACAAAUAUCAUCAUUAUCAUCAACAACAUCAUCAUAUUCGACACCUGCCUAUAAUAUAAGUGUACCGAUAUCAUAUAGAAAAACAAAUGAAACAAUAUUGGCCGAUCAUUUUCGUUGUAUGAUUAGUUAUAUGAUGUUGUUUGAAAGUCGUAAAUUACCACAAAUUUCUGCCUGUUUAACAGAUGAAAUUUCAAUGAAAAAUUUUAUUCAUUCAGCUAAAAAAUAUCUAUUAAUGGAUAGAACAUUUGAAGAAUUAUGUGAACAUAAUGCACAAGUUUCUGAUUCAUUGAAUCGUUGUCAAAUUGCACAAACAUGGCGUAUGAUAAGACAUAUGUUUAGUAUAGCCGGACGUCAUCCAACAUCCAGUGGUGGUGGUGGUGGCGGUGGUACUGGUGGUGGAAUAACUGGUGGUGGAAAUAAUCCAAGUGGAAGUAGCUUACAAAAUAGUAUACAACCUAUCAAUGAUAGUGGUGAUUAUAAAAUGAAAAAUGAAAUUCCAAGUCGUCAUGCUAGUGGUGGUGGUGGACCUACUCGUCAUUUUAGUGGCAAUAAUAAUAAUAAUAUGAAUAAUAAUCAAUAUUUUCAAAAAGAAUCAAGAAAUUCUGAUGAUGAUGGUGAUGAUAAUCGUCAUCGUAAUGAUAAUAAUAAUGAUCAAAUGGAAUUAUUUCAAAAUCAUUUUCCAACAUUAAAACAAGAUACAAUGCCAAGUAAUAAAUUUGUUGUUGAUUUUUUUGAUUAUCAACCAAAUCAAUUAGAAACAAUGGAUUCAAUUGAACAACGUUCAUCAUUACAUUAUAAUCAUUAUUAUAAUCAUCAUCAUCAUCAUAAUCAUCGUAAUGAUGAAAUAAUUUAUGAUUAUGAAUCAAAUUGUCAAGAUUGGGAAUUACAACGUGAAUCAAUAUUUCAUCGUCAUAAUAUUGCCGAAUAUGGUAUACAAAUGAAUGAAAUGAAUAAUACAAAUAAUGUUGUUGGUGGUGGUGGUGGUGGUGAUAAUUCAUUAUUAAAUAAUUAUGAAAUUAAUUCAUCAAUCAGUUAUGAUGAAGAUGAUGAAUUAGAUUUUAAUCUAAAUGAAUCACCGGGAUUUUCAAAUGCAAAUCUACAAUCAUUAUUAUCAUCAAAAAAUCCAGCACCACCAGUAUGGCCUAUUUAUGAAUCGGUUGUACAAAUGUUAAGAUUUUAUGUAGAUAAAUCGGAUGUUCAAACAGCAUGUUCAAUUAUUCUGGUAUUAGGUGAUCGUAUGAAACAAAUUGGUUCGAUUGAUAAACAAACCAUACAGAUUUGGUUUCGUUCAUAUAUUGAUCUUUUACAUAGAUUUCAAUUAUGGAAUAUAUCAACACGUUUAAUACAACAAUGUAAUGAUCCUGAUAUACAAAGCAUUAAUCAAUCAUUAACAUCGGUUUUAGUUUAUUGUGCAUUAUGUCGAAAAGCUAUUCAUCAUGGUUCAGUUUUAUGUGAAAAAUGUCGUCAACAACCAAGUACCUGUAGUAUAUGUCAUGUAUCUGUACGUGGACUUUAUGUUUGGUGUCAAGGUUGUGCACAUGGUGGUCAUCUUAAACAUAUGCUUGAAUGGUUUCGUACAAAUCUUUUAUGUCCGGCUGGUUGUGGUCAUCAUUGUGAAAUGUGUUAAUUUGUCUGUCUGUGUUUGUGUUUUUAUCAUUGUUUUAUUCGUCUUCGUUCUUUCAUCCUAUAGGAAAAAAAUUUUUUUUCAGCCACAAAUCAAGUCAAUUCAAAUCAUUAUCAACAUUUACCUUCGAUUUUGAAACCAAACUUUAACCUGUCGUUCAGUUAAAUUUAAUUCAACAGCAAUUUCAUA
Molecule: messenger RNA, 3294 nt
Organism: Dermatophagoides pteronyssinus (European house dust mite)
Lineage: Eukaryota; Metazoa; Arthropoda; Arachnida; Sarcoptiformes; Pyroglyphidae
Gene: Wdr24
Product: WD repeat domain 24
Biological process (GO): positive regulation of TORC1 signaling; positive regulation of macroautophagy; cellular response to amino acid starvation
Cellular component (GO): GATOR2 complex; vacuolar membrane; cytosol
Molecular function (GO): protein binding
Source: RefSeq, a predicted model, not a curated record